This is a messenger RNA of Puntigrus tetrazona (Sumatra barb), 1989 nucleotides long. It is a transcript of the gene slc75a1, whose product is annotated as major facilitator superfamily domain containing 10. Lineage: Eukaryota; Metazoa; Chordata; Actinopteri; Cypriniformes; Cyprinidae. Gene Ontology annotation, cellular component: brush border membrane. Gene Ontology annotation, biological process: transmembrane transport. Gene Ontology annotation, molecular function: transmembrane transporter activity. The record is from RefSeq and is a predicted model, not a curated record.
CACCGCGCUCGCGCUUCCUGGUGUGUGUUUAUGAUGGGGCGUGUGUGUGUGUGUGUGAGUGUGUGUGAGUGUGUGUGAGAGUGUGUGUGUGUGGGGAAGCAGCAUCUUCUGGGAACUUUGAUUGCGCACUCCGAGCUCAAGUGAUUCAUUUCAGUAACCACUGGAGAUGUGUUAAGAGUCCUCGGCAGUAAAAAAAAAACAAAAAACUAAACAAAACAAAAAACGUUUGCUUCUCUGGAGUGGAGAAAUGGAGGGGUCUGAGGAUGUGCGCUCCUCCAGAGUCAUCAGGGUGGUUUUCUUGGCACUGCUGCUUGACUUGCUGGGUUUCACCUUAAUACUUCCCCUGCUCCCCUCCAUCUUGGACCACUACAGUCAAACUGGGGACGGCGUGUAUCAGUCAUUACAGAGCGUGGUGGACUGGUUCAGAGGGGUGGUUGGAGUUCCUAUGGAAACUAAAUAUAACAGCGUUCUUUUUGGAGGUCUGAUAGGCUCUCUCUACAGUUUGCUACAAUUUCUGUCGUCGCCCAUUACUGGUGCUCUUUCAGAUGAUUAUGGAAGAAAACCACUGCUGCUGCUAACAACCGUAGGUCUAAUGUCAUCCUACAUUCUGUGGGCUUUCUCUCACAGUUUUACCAUUUUUCUGCUGUCUCGAGUGGUUGGAGGAAUCUGUAAAGGUAAUGUCAGCCUGUGCACCGCUAUUGUUGCGGACCUGCCUUGCCCUAAAGCACGAAACAAGGGAAUGGCGAUGAUUGGUGUUGCGUUCUCCUUGGGGUUCACACUGGGUCCAUUAAUGGGAGCAUACUUUGCUCUCAGACUCAAAGACGCUGAGGUGUUUUAUCAAGGCCCGGCCAUGCUGGCUGUCCUAUUUUCUUUAGCGGACCUGCUAUUUAUUUUCUUCAUGCUGCCAGAAACUUUAAAAAAGGGGACAUCAGAGUCUUCAGGCAUUCAACAAUCUGGAGAUCUUCUUCACCCGGUUGCACUUUUCAGUUUCACUGCUGUGAAAAGGACAGAGAGUCCACCAUCUGAACAAAAAAUGCAAAAUCUUAAAGUGCUUGGAUUGGUUUACUUCACAUAUCUGUUUCUGUUCUCGGGGUUGGAAUACACUUUGAGUUUUCUGACACAUCAGCGUUUCCAAUUUUCCAGCAUGCAGCAGGGGAAGAUGUUCUUUUUCAUCGGCAUUACCAUGGCAGUGAUCCAGGGCGGAUAUGCCCGCAGGAUCAAACCAGGUCAUCAGAUCCAGACUGUUGGCGUGGCAAUUAUAUCACUUAUACCAGCAUUCCUGCUGAUUGGAAUGGCAUGGAAUUUGACACUACUCUAUUCUGGCUUGUUUUUGUACUCUUUUGCUGCUGCUAUUGUUGUUCCAUGCCUUUCAACACAAGUAUCUGGACAUGGUGAGCUCAGCCAGUCAGAAGGAACAGUAAUGGGGAUCCUUCGUCUUGGCGCUUUAGCUCGAGCACUGGGCCCUAUUGUGGCUUCUUCAGUGUACUGGUUGGCUGGAGCAGAAUUAUGUUUUAUGAUCAGUUCAGCAUUCUUUAUAGUCCCUCUGAUUUUACUGAGACGGCUGAGGACACAGAAGGAAGAAUGAGACUGAGACUUCUAAGAUUCAUUCUUGUGUCAUAAGAGGGUCAGACCUCCCUUUCUCUUCUAAAAGCAUUAAAGCCCACUAAGGAAAGGUUCAAUAUAAAGUGUUUACAAUGGGAAAAAAAAAGUGUGCUUAUGAAAUUGGUUUACAUUGAAGAACAGUAAUUGUGCUUAUGAAAAUACUGUAAAUAGUAAAGCAAUAUUUUAUUAAUGUAUUUUUGCAACACUUAAUCGACAGAUACAAAUGUUUGUACUUCUGUUUCAGUGCUACUUAUUUGCAAGAAUUACAUUAUAUAUUUGGUUAAUAUGGCUGCAUAUACACACUGGUACAUAUUGUGAAUACUGAUUGUAUCUUUUCCGUCAGAUGUAAAAAAAAAAUAAAAUAAAGAUGAUUAUUGUCUAUUAAAA